AUGCCUGAACCGACUAGCCUGACGUUUGAACUCUUGCCGGACACAAUCCGGCAAAGCUCGGCCAUUGGAGCAGAAAUCCAGCUGCCGCCAGGGAUGCCGAUUGUGAGCCCCGAGGAGCUGAAUGAUGCGGACAAGGCAACUUUGAGAAAGGCACUCUUUGAGAACCAAGUUGUUGUCAUCCGAAACCAGAAGGGAAUUGACCCCACUGCAAUUCCUAAGCUUGCCAAGGUUUUUGAUCCCAACGCAACUGAUAUUCACUCCGCCGGCGAGAAAGCCGUGAGCAACCCAAAGAACAUUCUGUCGGCAUACAAAGCUGGCAGAAUACCAAGGGCUCAGCAAGUGGGAAUUAUUGGUUCCGGGAAGUUCCAGGAUUAUGAGGGAAUUAAAGAACUUGAGGUCGUGCACUUGGACCAUACUCUCUUUCACGAGGAGCCUCUCAGUCAGGAUAGCCUAGACCAGGGAUAUACUCGCCCAUACAGGUGGCACAUGGACACUCCUUUCUAUGAAAGAUUGCCGGGCGAAGUGACUAUCCUCCAUUCGAUCCGAAUCCCCAAGAUGUCCGACCAAAAGAUCAAGUUUCCUGGCGGAGAGGAGAAGGAAAUUGCUGCUGGAGCUACUGCGUUCUUCUCGGGCGCUCGUGCGUUUGAACUUCUGUCUCCGGAGGAGCAGGAGUUUGCUCUCAAUACCACAGUGACAUACGCACCUCAAGCCUACGAGUAUAUCAGACAGUGCAAAGCUUCUGAAGAUGGGCUGACAAUCCCAACUUUUGGACGCGAAGUACCAAUCGAGAACUUAUCUGAAUGGGAGUGGAACAAGGUCGCUGAACACCCCAUGGUUUGGCGUAAUCCACUCAAUCCCGAACGACCCUUUCUCCAGGUCCAUGGUUGUUGUGUAUAUAAACUUACCACACACAACCCCCAAACUGGAGAGAUCUCGAUCAUGGACGAUGUCGAGCAAGUGAGAAAGGUAGUCUAUGCUAUGCAAAGAAAGAUCUAUGCGGCGAAAAACAUCUAUGCACACCGUUGGGAGGAAGGGGACUUGGUCAUCUUUCAUAAUCGGGGAGUGAUGCAUAGCAUCACUGGUCAGCUUUCACAGCACAAGGAUGACGAAGACAAAAGACGACUGCUAUGGCAAUGUACAAUGACUAGUACGACACCUCCAAAGCCAUUCCGGGAAUAUGAGGGUGUCAAUGACACUGGGUAUUCUAAGGCUUGA
Penicillium cataractarum is the source of this 1215-nucleotide messenger RNA. RefSeq names its product TauD/TfdA family dioxygenase. The transcript has 4 exons. The coding region runs from base 1 to 1215 and encodes 404 amino acids. NCBI's taxonomy places the organism in Eukaryota, Fungi, Ascomycota, Eurotiomycetes, Eurotiales, Aspergillaceae. The record is from RefSeq and is a predicted model, not a curated record. Gene Ontology annotation, molecular function: oxidoreductase activity.